GGAAGGCGGGAGCGGCGCGCGUGCGCAGAGCGCGGCGGGAGCGCAGCCGUGCUGUGGCCCGCACGACCGCCGGGAAGUUGUGAGCACGGCGCCGGCCUCGGGGGCGCGCACGCGGGGGCCUGGGCCGCGCGCAGUCGCGGUCGACCUGGUUGCUGCCCUCAGCCAGGGUCUGUCGACUGUGUCCUUCCCGCCGAGCCGCGGGCGCCGCCGGAGGGAGGGAGGGAGGGAGCGGCGGUGCGGCCGCCGCCCGUCUGUGGACCCGGGGCCAGCCCUCCUGCGGUUGGCCGCCCCCACAGCCGGGGUCGGUCUCGGAGUCUGCCCGGUCCGCCGGAGAAGAAGGCGGCGGCUCGUGUCCUGCUGUCUGCCCGAACCUGGAGGCCGGCAGAGACCAUGUCCGGGAGGCACCAACCACUGUCCACUACCGACCGCGUCAUCAAAGCUGUCCCGUUUCCUCCAACCCAGCGGCUUACUUUGAAGGAAGUAUUUGAGAAUGGGAAACCCAGAAUGGAUGUUCUGAAAAGCCAUUUGAUAAAGGAAGGCCGAGUGGAAGAGGAAGUAGCCUUGAAGAUAAUCAAUGAUGGGGCCGCCAUCCUCAGACAGGAGAAGACUAUGAUAGAGGUGGAAGCGCCGGUCACAGUGUGUGGUGAUGUUCAUGGACAGUUCUUUGACCUGAUGAAGUUGUUUGAAGUUGGGGGAUCACCUAUUAAUACUCGAUACCUCUUUCUGGGUGACUAUGUGGACAGAGGCUAUUUCAGUAUAGAGUGUGUGCUGUAUUUAUGGAGUUUAAAGAUUAAUCAUCCCAAAACAUUGUUUCUGCUUCGAGGAAAUCAUGAAUGCAGACAUCUUACAGAGUACUUCACCUUCAAGCAGGAAUGUCGGAUCAAAUACUCAGAGCAGGUGUACGACGCGUGCAUGGAUACAUUUGACUGCCUUCCUCUUGCUGCACUCUUAAACCAGCAGUUCCUCUGUGUACACGGAGGAAUGUCACCUGAAAUUACUUGUUUAGAUGACAUUAGGAAAUUAGAUAGGUUUACUGAGCCUCCUGCUUUCGGGCCAGUGUGUGACCUGCUUUGGUCGGAUCCCUCGGAGGACUAUGGUAAUGAGAAAACCUUGGAGCACUAUACCCACAACACCGUCCGAGGGUGCUCUUACUUUUUCAGUUACCCUGCAGUUUGUGAAUUUUUGCAGAACAACAGUUUAUUAUCAAUCAUCAGAGCUCACGAAGCCCAGGAUGCUGGGUACCGAAUGUACAGGAAGAGCCAAGCAACCGGCUUUCCGUCACUUAUCACAAUUUUCUCUGCCCCUAAUUACCUAGAUGUCUAUAACAAUAAAGCUGCAGUGUUGAAAUAUGAAAACAAUGUCAUGAAUAUCAGGCAGUUUAACUGUUCUCCACACCCCUACUGGCUCCCAAACUUUAUGGAUGUUUUCACGUGGUCUUUGCCCUUUGUUGGAGAAAAAGUCACAGAGAUGCUGGUUAACAUUCUCAACAUCUGCUCUGAUGAUGAACUGAUCUCCGAUGAUGAGGCAGAAGAUAACUACAUUUCAAGCUAUCCGAAAGGAGGCACUUCAGUUCGAAAAGAGGUCAUCAAGAAUAAAAUCAGAGCCAUUGGGAAGAUGGCACGGGUCUUUUCAAUUCUUCGGGAAGAGAGUGAGAGUGUGCUGACUCUCAAGGGCCUCACUCCCACAGGCACACUCCCCUUGGGGGUCCUCUCUGGAGGCAAGCAGACCAUUGAGACUGCCACAGUAGAAGCGGUAGAGGCCCAGGAAGCCAUCAGAGGGUUUUCACUUCCGCACAAGAUCCGAAGUUUUGAAGAAGCUCGAGGUCUAGACCGAAUUAAUGAGAGAAUGCCACCCCGAAAAGAUAAUGGGCGUCCUGACAGGCCAGUGAGAUUGGUAAACCCAGCGCCCACAAAUGUGCGAAAGAGCGACCAAGGAAAAAAAGUCCAGUGAUGAUUCAGAGUCCUGCAGCAGAUGGAUCCCAAACCUUCUAACAAAUUUUAUUUAUUUAUUAUUGGAAGCAAGAACAACUCAAACAACUUAAACUUGGAGGUGCAUUCAUAAUUCAGUCUGCAUUUAUUCUGUAAGAAAGGUGACCAUUUUAUAAAUUCUUUUAAUUUAUGUAAAGCAGAUACAUAUAUAUAUAUAUAUAUAUAUAUAUAUUAAAUGUACAUCUGUUUUGUUUUUCCCCUUCUGCCCCUCCAGUUUUUAGGAACAGAUCUCAUUGUUGUCAAUAUAUGUGAAGUCAUGUGCUCUAAAGGGAACCUUCCCCUAAUAAAAAGGGCCUUGGAAACCUCAACCCUGGGUUUCUGACUUGAACAACUAGUCAACCUUUUCUCUUGUUUUGGGAAGGUAACAUCUUUCAUUUAAGACUAGUAACUUUCUAACUCAAGAGAGUCUUUUCAUUUUUUUUCCCCUUCUGCUGGGUGCCAUUGAUGAAAGUUCUUUUAGAUUUUGGUGUUGCAAAAACUGGUUCUCUUCUGAUGGAAACUUGAGCUUCUAAGAGAACAACCGUACUAUGUGGUUGUGGUUGUUUGUGUGGGGUUUCUGUUUUGUUUUGCUUUGUGGUACUGAAUUUGAACCCAGGGCCAAAUGUAUGCUAGGCAAGCACUAUAGCACCACCCAGCCAUAUCCUCACCACUCAGAUGAUUGAAUGUGUUCUAAUAAAGUCGAGUAAAAGAUGGUGAGGAUGGGCUGGCAAGAUGGUUAAGUCUGAUGACCUGGUUUGAGCCCCAGGACCCAUAUGAUAUAAAUAAAAAAAUAAUUGUAGCUGAGCAUGGUAGCACAGGCCUUUAAU
Messenger RNA from Nannospalax galili (Upper Galilee mountains blind mole rat), 2794 nucleotides. It is a transcript of the gene Ppp3cc, whose product is annotated as protein phosphatase 3 catalytic subunit gamma. The record is from RefSeq and is a predicted model, not a curated record. Gene Ontology annotation, cellular component: cytoplasm; calcineurin complex. NCBI's taxonomy places the organism in Eukaryota, Metazoa, Chordata, Mammalia, Rodentia, Spalacidae. Bases 391 to 1950 code for a protein of 519 amino acids. Gene Ontology annotation, biological process: calcineurin-mediated signaling. Gene Ontology annotation, molecular function: calmodulin-dependent protein phosphatase activity; calmodulin binding. The transcript has 15 exons.